AUGACUGUUGAGAAUCAGACAGCGCGAGACAGCUCCUUUCAGAGCAGCAAGAUGUCACGGAGGAGAGCGUGUCCAGUUUGUCGGCGUUUCUACACCAACGUGCAGGCUCAUCUCGCCCAGAUUCAUCAGCAGGGUCCAGAGGAACGCGGGCUUCACCUGGCGGCGGCGAGCGGCAGGAAAGGUUUCCGCCGGCUAGACUGCCACCUGUUCGACCUUCACCAGCUCGCCGGGGACACGGUCAGGAAGUUACUACUCGGCGCCAAAAUAAAGCUGCUCAACAACAACUGCAAGCUUUCGGCCUCAGAGAUGUCCCCAAAGCCACGGCCAACAGCAAGCAGGAGAGGAGACACGUCGAGCACUUCCUUCACUUUGUGGGCCAACACGGACAGUCCCCUGGCAGCCCACCUGAAGUACAUUGACAAUAGACUGACCGAGGGCCGAGUUGGCUCCACAAGGUUGUCGAGUCUCCAAAGACUGCUGCAGUGGGAGUGCAGACAUCUGUCCGGUCGAGUCGUGCUCCACAGGCAAGGCGUGCGAGCGGAGAAGAGCGUGGGAGUACUUACGGCUCCUGCACGGCAAACUGUCGGACGCUGUCCCUGCUUCGCUGAUCUGAAGGCUCGUCCAGCAGACCCGGACAUGCUCAACCAUUGCAUCGGGCUGCUGUGUGCUCACUUCUUUUCGGUCAGCGGACACAGGACCGGAGUCCUGCAGAACCUCACGACUGAGGAGUUUGAGAACCUCGAGAAGGCUGACGGCGGUCUCUUUCUGAUCAAUGUGAAGCAGCACAAACCUGCCUCCGCUUUCGGACUCGCUAAGCUGGCCGUCACCAAGCUGGAGCUGAAGUGGCUGAAAGCUUUCUGCCGCCUGAGGAAGCAUAUGGCGGGAUAUGAGACUUCUGUGGGGUGGCUUUUCUUUUCUGGCACACAGGCCAGGAUUUCUGCGCAUGUCGCACAGCCGAAAUUUCCUCUUUUUUUUUUUUUUUUUUUAAGUACAUGGACGGAGCUCCGGGCAGAGGGCGAAGAGAGCGUCCAGACUCGUGAGCUCCAGACUGAUCACUGCUGAAUUUUUUCCUCAUUGAUUUCAAUGGUUUAUGCGUUCCUAGUCAGGGCAAGCUACUGUUUGUUGCACCUCUUCCAUCCUCCUCCACGGUCUGAAGCCAGCUGCAGCCACCUUUUCAUCACCGUCACAAUCUCAGCACUUGUUGCCCUUGAUGUUAACGGGUUCUUUCGGACAGCAUCUAAUGAACAUGAGGCAAAACAGUUGACAACUUCUGCAAUUCGAGACACGCUAAAAAGGCUAUUUAUACUUCUACGUCAGACCUUUGCGUUGCCUGAUGUGCACCUCUAAAAAACUGUAAUAACGUCUGUGUAUGCAGACAACAGUUGUGAUUGGUCCUUUGUGCAAACAGAGACCCUCCCCAGGAUGAUAAAUAUAUCUGCAGUAAUUUCAUAUUCACUGAGAAUAAAUGUAAUGACGCAGAUUGCUUGUAGCUUAUAAUAAAAAUGCUGAGGCUUAUUACACACUUAUUCAAGUUACAGUUAAAUAAUGAAUAUGGGCUUAAAGUGCAGUCCCUCAUCUUUAAUUUAAAUGUAUUCACAUCCACAUUGGAGGAAUGGUUUAGGAAUUACAGCUCUUUAAUAUGUAGCCCCCUCUUUUUCAAGGGACCAAAAGUAAUUGGCCAUUUUACUCAAAAGCUGUUUCAUGGACAGGUGUGGGCUAUUCCUUCUCUAUUUCAUCAGUUAAGCACAGGGUAGCUGCAGGUAUCA
Molecule: messenger RNA, 1766 nt
Organism: Ictalurus punctatus (channel catfish)
Lineage: Eukaryota; Metazoa; Chordata; Actinopteri; Siluriformes; Ictaluridae
Exons: 6
Coding region: 1-1062 (353 amino acids)
Source: RefSeq, a predicted model, not a curated record